GUGAGAUUAGGGCAGGCGCGCAUAUUUGGUGUGUUCUUCGUCCCAGGGUCGAUCGAGAGGAAAGGGAGGAGCGAUGGUGUCGGAUGCGAGUAAGAAGAAAGCCGCCGCCAAGAAAGCGGCCGCCGUCGCCAAGAGAGGAUCUAAAUCAGCUGCCGCUACUUCUUCCAAGGUCGCCGACGAGCAAAAUCAGAAUGGCGCCGCCGCCGCCGCCGCCCUCAACGAAGAAAUGCAAGGGAUGAGCAUCACGGAUCGGACCUGCACGGGAGUGUUGGCAUCGCAUCCUCAAUCGCGAGAUAUUCAUAUUGAAUCUUUGAGCGUGACAUUCCAUGGACACGAGCUCGUCUCUGAUUCCACUCUCGAGCUAAACUAUGGAAGACGGUAUGGGCUUCUCGGGCUCAAUGGUUGCGGGAAGUCCACACUUCUCAGCGCGAUUGGUUCCCGUGAAGUUCCGAUCCCAGAACACAUGGAUAUCUAUCACUUGACUCGAGAAAUCGAGGCAACCGACCUCACUGCACUGGAGGCUGUUGUGAAUGUCGAUGACGAGCGCUUGAAACUGGAGCAGGAGGCCGAGAAGCUUGCUGCUCAGGACGCUGGCGGUGGAGAACCACUUGAUCGGAUUUAUGAGCGAUUAGAAGCCAUGGACUCGGCCACUGCUGAGAAGCGAGCGGCCGAGAUCUUGCAUGGUCUUGGAUUUACUAAGAAGAUGCAAGCUAAAAGUACUCGUGAUUUUUCGGGAGGAUGGAGAAUGAGAAUUGCUCUUGCCAGGGCACUAUUUAUGAAUCCCACCAUUCUUUUACUCGACGAACCCACUAAUCACCUUGAUCUCGAGGCAUGCGUCUGGCUGGAGGAGACGCUGAAGAAAUUCAGCCGGAUCCUGAUGGUCAUAUCGCACUCGCAGGACUUCUUGAACGGCGUGUGCACCAACAUCAUCCACAUGCAGAACAAGAAGCUCAAGUUCUACACCGGAAACUACGACCAGUACAUCCAAACUCGCUCGGAGCUGGAGGAGAACCAGAUGAAACAGUACAAGUGGGAGCAGGAGCAAAUCUCGUCGAUGAAGGAAUACAUCGCGAGAUUCGGGCACGGCUCCGCGAAGCUGGCACGCCAGGCCCAGAGCAAAGAGAAGACGCUGGCCAAGAUGGAGAGAGGUGGCUUGACGGAGAAGAUCGUCAAGGACAAGGUGCUCGUCUUCCGGUUCACGGACGUCGGCAAGCUCCCGCCGCCAGUCCUCCAGUUCGUGGAGGUCGACUUUGGCUACACCCCGGACAACCUCAUCUACAAAAAGAUCGACUUUGGAGUGGAUCUCGACUCGCGGAUCGCUUUGGUCGGGCCGAAUGGAGCAGGGAAGAGCACGCUGCUCAAGCUGAUGACGGGCGAGCUGGUGCCUCUGGACGGCAUGGUUCGACGGCACAACCAUCUCCGGAUCGCCCAGUUCCACCAGCACUUGGCGGACAAGCUCAACUUGGAGGUCUCGGCUCUCCAGUACAUGAUGGCCGAGUACCCGGGGCUGGAGGAGGAGAAGAUGCGAGCGGCGGUGGGACGAUUCGGGCUGACCGGCAAGGCACAGAUCAUGCCGAUGGGGAACCUCUCGGACGGGCAGAGGAGCCGAGUGAUCUUCGCGUGGCUGGCGUGGAGGCAGCCUCACUUACUUCUCCUGGACGAGCCGACGAACCACUUGGAUAUCGAGACCAUCGACUCGCUGGCGGAUGCGCUCAACGAUUGGGACGGCGGAUUGGUGCUGGUGAGUCACGACUUCCGGCUCAUCAACCAGGUGGCCAAGGAGAUCUGGGUGUGCGAGAACAAGACGGUGACGCGGUGGGAGGGAGAUAUCAUCGAUUUCAAGCAGCACCUCAAGAAGAAGGCCGGGCUGUGAUCUCGAGCGAGGAAGAAAGAUGGGGAUCGACGCGACGCGCGUGUAAUUCUAUCGAGCUAGCUAGCUAUCGAGAGAAGGCGAGCGAGAGAGAGAUUCUUAUCACACACCAUUUGUGGAUUUUUGGAAGAGAGGAGAGGGAAGAUCUCAUAGUAA
This is a messenger RNA of Selaginella moellendorffii, 2026 nucleotides long. Its product is annotated as ABC transporter F family member 1. Bases 74 to 1873 code for a protein of 599 amino acids. Gene Ontology annotation, molecular function: ATP binding; ATP hydrolysis activity. The transcript has 5 exons. NCBI's taxonomy places the organism in Eukaryota, Viridiplantae, Streptophyta, Lycopodiopsida, Selaginellales, Selaginellaceae. The record is from RefSeq and is a predicted model, not a curated record.